GCGUGUGAGUGAAGUUGUGCACAGUGUGACUGAGGCUCUGCUGCUGAACGGAUUUAAUGAUCUGACUCAAGAGGAUUCAUUUUCAGAAACUUUUUUUUUUUUUUCAGCAGAAUUCAAACUUCAGACUUUGUGUUUUGGUGAUGCAUUAUCGCCUUUUCCUGGUCGCUGCUCUGCUGUGUUGUUGUUCAGGAGAAUCCUCGGUGCAUGGGUCACCAAAGACGGCCCUGGCCUUGGCUGGGGAAGACGUCAUUCUGCCCUGCAGCUUCAGCAACACUGCCACUCAUGACUUUCCAGCAGUGGAGUGGUCUAAGGAAGGUCUGCAGCCAGACAACAUCGUCCUCUUGUACCGGGAUGGCUGUGAGGAUCACGCGAUGAAGAACGCCGCCUUCCGGUACAGGACGAGCUUAAUCUCCAAAGAACUGAAGAAUGGAAACAUCUCGUUAAGGAUCUCCAAUGUCCAGCUGUCUGACGCAGGGACGUACCAGUGCAAGAGGCUGUGGACUGACAAACGCUGGGACGUUACAGCAGUGGAGCUUGUUGUGGAUGCAGUUUCCGAGCCAAAACUCUCCGUCACAUCAGUUGAAGGUGGAGGCAUAACCCUUCAGUGUGAGGCAAAGUGCUGGAAGCCGGAGCCUGAGAUCACGUUCCUUGAUGAUCAGGCAAACGACAUCCGUGCCGAUGACCCAAGAAGAGAUCAAGAUGCCACGGGAUGUUUCACUGUGAAGCGAAGAGUGACUCUCAAGGAUGCUGCCAGCAGGGUCACAUGCAGAGUUCAUCAGCCAAAGACCAACCAGACCAGGACCACACACUUUCCUGUCAUACCAGGCUGGAAGUCCUGCUCUCUAACAACUGCUAUUGCUGUGGGAGGGACCAUCUUACUUCUGUUAGCUCCGUCGUGUGGGUUAGGUGUCUAUUUAUGGAGAAGAUGUGGCAAAUCUGAGGAAUCAAAAUCGUCAAUGUCCAGACAGUCAUCAGAUGAAAGCACAGUAAGUGGCACCUCUGAAACCAAGGUGUUCCUGAAAAGUGUCAAGGUUGUCAAGGCCAACGACGUGGGAAACCAAUCUCAAACCAUUGAGAUGCUGACAAAACAGGUGGCCGACCUCAAAUCAAAGCUUCACGAGAAAGACGAGACCAUCCGCCAACUACAGAACAACAACAAUCCCCAGCAAACUGCGGCUGUUUGCCAGUACGACCAGCCAACGACUCUCCACGGUCCUCCAGCCUCAACCAUCAACAGCCCUCCAAAAUCUGGCAACAUACCCCGGAUCAGCGGGCGGAAACGCGGCAUCUUACGGCAAAACAGCUUCUCACUACCCAGCUGCCCAACCACCAAAGCCCGUCGAUACAGCUGCCCUAUUUUAAACUUCCCAGAGCCCCCCAGCACUACUUCAGCCAGCACUAAAGUGAAAAAGCUCAGCAGUAUCGGCCGUUCAAUGAGCGAUACUUGUGCUCGACCCCGUCCGAAGGUCAAGCUUCAGCGUCAACAUUCCUCAUCUAAUAAUCGCUUCUUCCUCCUGGAAAAUUUAACAGAAGAGUCAGACUAAACACAAAGCAGGAAAAUGAAA
Molecule: messenger RNA, 1565 nt
Organism: Epinephelus moara (kelp grouper)
Lineage: Eukaryota; Metazoa; Chordata; Actinopteri; Perciformes; Serranidae
Product: butyrophilin subfamily 3 member A2-like
Exons: 6
Coding region: 141-1544 (467 amino acids)
Source: RefSeq, a predicted model, not a curated record